Molecule: messenger RNA, 944 nt
Organism: Thecamonas trahens ATCC 50062
Lineage: Eukaryota; Apusomonadida; Apusomonadidae
Exons: 1
Coding region: 51-944 (297 amino acids)
Source: RefSeq, a predicted model, not a curated record
CCCCCCCCCCACCCACACACACACGUAUACAUACGCCACAGAAACACAACAUGGCACUGGUGGCAUGCAAGGCGGCGUGCAAGGCUUGUGACUUUGUGGGCGACUCGGUGGCGGCGUGCGCUGGAGCGGUCGAGGAGGGCUGUGCUGCCAUCUGUCCGGCCGACAAGCCGCUGCCCAUCUUCCUCACCUUUGCUCUGGCUACAAACGCCAUUUCGGGCGUCAUGUCGCUGGUGUAUGCCGCAAGAGAGUGGAGCAACUCGUGCGGCGAGCCGUUGCAGACCUUCUGUCUUGUCGCCGGCUUUAUCGCUGCCGUCAAUGUCGCCUUUGCCUCGUAUCUGUACUACCGCACCGCCCAUCCGCUGCCCGGCAUGGAGGAGAACUCGGUCCUCGACCGCUCGUGGCAUCUGUUUCUCUACGACCCAGGCGUGUACUGCUACCUGUUCUUCUACCUCUUUGCCUUUGGCUGGAACUUUGCCGGCGCCUCGUGGCUUGCCGACUCGCAGUGCAAGGGCUCGGAUCUGCACCGCAUGGCCUCGGCGGCCUCGUUGCUGCUCUGGCUGUACCUCGGCGGCGGCGUGGCGGUCAUUGUUCUCUCACUCUGCUUUCAGUGCUCGCGCGAGGACGACGUUAUGGCUGCCCGUCGCGCAAGGGUCCGCGAGCAGCACUCGCGGCGCGCCGCGGCCUCGACCGCGUACUCGGGCCCGCCGCCAGUGGCGUCGGCCGCGGACAGCGCCCCGGCCUCGCCGCGGGUAGCCCGCUCGCUCCGCCCCAUGGCCCGCCCACUGCGGAGCCCGGGCAAGUACACUCCGGCGCCGGUCUCGCCGGCCAAGCACGUGGGCAGCUUUGCGGCCGCGCGGCCGUCGAGCCCGCCGCCGCAAUACGCGCCGGCAGCCUCGCCAGCGGUUGUCAGCCCGCCGCGCGGCUACCGGCAGGCCCAGUACUGA